Molecule: messenger RNA, 1357 nt
Organism: Fopius arisanus
Lineage: Eukaryota; Metazoa; Arthropoda; Insecta; Hymenoptera; Braconidae
Exons: 3
Coding region: 133-1041 (302 amino acids)
Biological process (GO): microtubule cytoskeleton organization
Cellular component (GO): axoneme; ciliary basal body
Source: RefSeq, a predicted model, not a curated record
UGGGUGAUUAGGAAUGUUGCUAGGCAACGGAGAUAUAAACAAAACUUGACAGUGAAAUUGAAUGAAAUCGAGAGUUUAUUUCUCCCAGGGGAAUAAACAAAUAGAUAAAUUGUCAAAACGUCAAUAAUAAAUAUGACAGCCUGCUGUCAGAGUUAUUUACCAUUAAAGAGUUCAGUGUACAACCAGAGGGGUGAGAAUUAUUUUCAACAAUUGGGAGUUUACAAUCACAUGAGCACUCACCUGCGAAGAGUUAUCCAAGCAAAAUGUGUCGUCGAUUCGAAAAAUUCUCGUUACAUGAAAAAAAACGAGUCGUAUAAAUUCCUGAGAGGAGAAAAAUCUCUCCACAAAUGCCAAUCCUGCGAUAAUAUCUCAAGGUCAGCCCGAGGCUCGCAGUACUGCCUAAUUGACAUGUUAAAACCUUCUCCUGGGAUAAACAAAGGCUCUUCGAAGUCCCUGGUGUCGUUGAAGAGCCAGAAAUCCUCGAAGUCUUCGAAGUCCUCGAAGUCCUCGACCUUGAAGCCCUCAGUGCACGUAAUUGAGCCCGAAAAAUCGGAAAAUCCCGGGAAUUCCGACUACGAUUCGAGUUUCGAGGGCUCAAACGCCUCCGAGGAUCGAUCCUCAGUCCCCCAAUCCCCGAAAUUCCCAACCCCAUCACGAACUCGUAAAAAACAGCUGGUGGACCUGAAGUACCUGAAAUUCCUCCACGAGAUCACUCAGGAAAUAAUAAAAACUGGAGUCCACAGGGACGAAGAGAUCAAUAAUAUCUGCAAGAAACAUUUCACCAGGAACUUGUCAUCACUGGAUAAAAAAAAAAUGAAGAAAAAUCUCCAGGGGUUGAGGCAAUCCCUGGGGAUUCCUGAGGACGAGGAAAACGAGAGUGACGAAUCGAGUGAGAGCUAUUCCUCGAGGGGAAAAAAUAGUACAACCCCCAGGAGCGAAAAGUCUGACAGGGAAAAAAGAGAGAAUGACUCUGGGGCAUCGCAAGACGAGUCAGACUGGCAAUCUGAAAUAGAAUCAGUCAUCAGUGAUGAUUCAACUUAGUAAAUUUAUUUUAGAACUAUAUUUGUUAUAUUCUUUCUAUGUACAGAGGUCAUGUGUUCAGUGGUAAAACGAGAUAUAGUGUAUGUAAAAAAAUAAAAGCAUUUUUUAUAUCUAAAUGGUUAAUUACUAAUAAUUAAUUGCCAUUUCUGUCGAGACACUGGGAAAAAAUUUUCUCAUGCCGAAAUUCCACGGAUUUACGACUGGAUUUUAAUUGUGUUAUCACAAUUGACGUAAUUAUCAUAGAAUAAUUAUAUUCAUUCUUCCAGAAGAUAUAAUUUCACUGACGAAAUGGAAUUUAGAACAUUUUUUUCCCAGU